This is a messenger RNA of Crotalus tigris (Tiger rattlesnake), 7463 nucleotides long. RefSeq names its product FYVE and coiled-coil domain autophagy adaptor 1 (gene FYCO1). Gene Ontology annotation, molecular function: metal ion binding. NCBI's taxonomy places the organism in Eukaryota, Metazoa, Chordata, Lepidosauria, Squamata, Viperidae. The record is from RefSeq and is a predicted model, not a curated record. Gene Ontology annotation, biological process: positive regulation of autophagosome maturation; plus-end-directed vesicle transport along microtubule. The transcript is spliced from 18 exons. Gene Ontology annotation, cellular component: lysosome; autophagosome; late endosome. Bases 257 to 4849 code for a protein of 1530 amino acids.
GAAAAUAUGGAGAUGCUAGCUAUGUCAUGGCUGCCUUGAGUUUGAGGUAAUGUGCGUUUGUCUUUCGUUGGAGUAAUCAUGCCACCCCCUUUCCUCCAUUCACCACCUGGAGCAAGCGCCCCGAUAAAGACGUAAAGAUACUGAAGAAAUAACUACUUACCACUAACCUGAAGAUUAUUGACAACAUGAACUCUUCCUUUUUCACCUAGCCUUGUGAGAAAUUGAAAAGAGCAAUCUCCACAUUUUAGUUUCAACAAUGGCAAGAAGUAGUGGUGAAACUCAGCUACAGAGGAUUAUCCGGGAUAUGCAGGAUGCUGUGACAGAACUGAACAAAGAGUUUUUAGAAGCAGGAGAACCAAUCACAGAUGACUGUAUCAUCUUGCACAAGUUUUCUUAUAAGCUUGAGUACCUCUUGCAGUUUGACCAAAAGGAAAAAUCCACUUUACUAGGCAAUCGGAAGGACUACUGGGAUUAUUUUUGUGACUGUCUGAGAAAGGUUAAAGGUGCAAAUGAUGGUAUUCGCUUCGUCAAGUCUAUUUCAGAACUCCGCACUUCUCUUGGUAAAGGCAGGGCAUUUAUCCGCUACUCCUUAGUGCACCAAAGGCUUGCAGACACUUUACAACAGUGUUUUAUGAAUACCAAAGUAACAAGUGACUGGUACUAUGCAAGAAGUCCCUUCCUCAAUCCAAAACUGAGUUCUGAUAUUGUCGGUCACCUCUAUGAAUUAACUGAAAUUCAAUUUGAUUUGGCAUCAAGAGGCUAUGACUUAGAUGCUGGUUGGCCCACAUUUGCCAGGAGAACAUUGUGUUCACUUGGCUCCUCAGCUUAUCUAUGGAAACCUCCAAGCCGCAGUUCAAGCAUGAGCAGUUUGGUGAGCAGCUCUGUGCAGGCUCAAGAGAACCUUUCCAGCCCAAAUGAGAAUAGCUUUUUUAAUACUGAAUCUCUUGAAGGCCUAGAGGAUUUGCACAUGGAUCUUGAUCGGGCAGAGCUGCAGCAGAAGGAACUACAGGAUCGAAUCCAGAAUCUGGAAGGAGAAAAGCAAGAGCUUCAGGCCACUAUUAGCCUUCAGAAGCAGCAAGUGCAAAUGGAAAGAGAGAAGAACAGCAAUAUGGCAGAAGAGAAUGACAGGCUAAAAAAAAUGCUAGGGGGGUUAGAAAAACAGAUUUCCCACUAUACUCAGGGCACCAUUCAGGAAUUCCAGAAAUGUUUAGAGACACUAGAAUUGAAUGCAGCUGAGAAGCAGAAAGAAUGCUCUGCAAAGCUUGAGAGCCUGGAGUCCUUGAAAAAUGCCCCUGAUUCCAAAAUUCUUCUUUUGAAUCAAGAGCUAAAGACCAUGGAAAUCUGGUUGGCCAGGAAAGAUCUCUUGAUUAAUGAGCUUACUGCCAAACUAAAAUCAGCAGAAAAGAAAACUGAGGAGCUUGCAGCAAAAGCAAAUAGUCUUAUGGAUGAAAAAAGUCACCAGGCCAUUAGCCAAUAUGAUUCCGUACUAAAGAUUGAGGAAUUAUUUAAAAAGCUUUGUUGGGCUGAAGAGGAGAAGGCUGAUGCUCAGAAACUGCAUAGUGAACUUCUUUCUCAUCUUAAAAUUAUGGAAGAGCAAUUCCAUGUGAAAGAAGAGAAACAGAAAGAAUUUGAAUUAAAAUUGAAAAGCCUUACCAUUAGCACUAAGGAAGAAUCUGAAAAAUUGCUUAUUAAUCUGGAUGCCAUGACUAUUGAAAGGGCUGAACUUCAGAAAGAGCUAGCAGUGAAAGACAAAAUGGUAGCUGAUUUUCAAAUCCAGCUGGCAGAUACACUGGGUUAUGUAAAAUCAUUAGAACAAAAGCUACAGGAAGAAAGAAAAGAAAAGGCAGAAUUUGAGAGGCUGUUAAGUCAUACAAAAACAACAAUGGGACAAGAAAUAAAAAACCUAAUGGAGCAUCUUGAAUUGCUGGAAGUGCAGCUAGCAAAACUCAGUGACAUGGUGAAAAGUUUAGAAAAGCAAAAAGGGGAAGUUGUUACAGAAAGAGACCAUCUUAAAGCAAGAAUAUUGGAAAUGGAACACCAGAUCACAAAACAAUGCUCCUCGUUGAGAAAUUCCUUUGAAGAAAAUGAAAACCUCAAAUCCCAGAAUACAAAACAGCAGCAAACCUAUCAAAAGUUGAAAGAAAAGUGCAGCGAAUUAGAUAUAUCUAAAUCAUUUUUAGAAGGAGAACUGGCUCGAUUAAGAGCCUCUGAGAAACAUCUCCAGAGUCAGAUAGAUGAUGCCAUGGUAUCUGUGGACGAAAAAGAGAAGACACUUCGAGAAAAGAAUAAGCUAUUGGAUGAAAACUUGCAAAAUGCUACAAGAAAGAACCAGCUUUUUGAUGAAAAACUGAAAUCUCUACAAACCGAUUACCAAGAAUUGAAACAAAAUGAAAAUAGGACUGCAGAAUUCUUAAGUGUAGUUCAAGCCGAGCUCCAGAAUGCCGAAGAACAUAAUCUUCAAAUGGAAAAGAAUCUGUCUUCUUCAAGGCAGAGUGAAGAAUCUCUGAAGUUACAGCUCACAGAGAAAAUUGAGUUAUUAGAAGGCCUGGAGAAUCAGUGCAGUCAACUUCGGGAACAGGCUGAGGAGUAUAGAAUUAAAAUUGAAACCCUUGAGAAAAAUGGCCUUCAUCAAGCAAAAAUAAUUGAAUCUCUUACAUCUGAAAAGAAAACCCAAUUGGAAUUGGUAUCUUGUCAAGAGAGAGAAGCUAAAGAUUUGACGUUAAGAUUGGCUAUUUCUGAGGAACAGCAGAAUAUCAAUCGGGUAGAGAUAUCUAGGCUCCAGGAGGAAAUUAUAGAAUUUCAAGCCAAGCUUCAGCAGACAACUGCAGAGAAACAAAAGCUUCAGGGCAAAUUGGAUGUUACAGAAACUGUUUUAAGUGAACAAAAAUUAUUGUCUCAGCAGCUAAAAGAGCAAAAUGAAACACUGAACAGAAACCACGUGCAAGAACUACUUCAAUGUAAAGAAGAAGAGAAAAUGCAGAAAAAUGAAUGGAAAAAGGUAGCUCAACAGAAAGCUGAACUGGAAAAGAAUGUGGUGUCCCUGACAGAUGAAUUGUCCAAGGUCAGGAGUGAUUUGGAAGUUGUUAAUAUGGAAAACAUGGAAAUCAAGGACCUUCUCCAAAGAACCAACAUGGACAUGGCUGAGCUGGGUAUUCAGAUUUGCUCUCUGACAUCUGAAAAGACAGAAAUGGAAGAGAAGCUCUCCCAAGUCAAAGAGGAGCUCAGAGCUAUCAAAGAAAUGUCAAUCAAAGAACAAGAGAGGCUGCAGCUUGAGUUGACAAGAUUCAGUAAUGAGAAACAAGAAUUACAAGAGAAAUUGGAAGAUUCAAACGUUUGUGCUGCCAUCAUUCCUGACCUGCAAACUCAGCUGGAAUUGGCAGAGAAACAAACCAAGAGUUUGCAGGAAACCAGCAAAGAGGAGGUAGCUACUAUCAAAUUUCAACUGAGCACAGAAAUUCUAAACUAUCAGACAAAAUUUAAGGUUCUCAGUGAAAAAUGUGAAAAAUUAAAGGAAGAACUUGAAGAACAGAACCGACAGGCAAAUGCUGCAGAAGAGGCACUCAAGGAAAUGCAGGCUGAGAAAAGAGACCUGUAUGUACAACUGAACCUUUCUAUGGAUCAAGUGACUGAGUACAAAGCAAUCCAGCAAAAAAAAGAUGAAGAAAUUGCAGAACUGAAAGAAGAUCUUAAAAGAGCCCAGACAGAAGUCAGCAGAACAAAUGAACAAAUUCAAGAGUACUGUGGUAAAUUCAGCGAGAUGAAAUCAGAGCGAGACAACAAUGAGGCCAAGUUACUGGCUGAACUGGAUGAUCUAACUAGAACAAAGCAGUUCUUAGAAGAAAAAUUAAUUGAACUUCUCAGGGACAAGGAUGCUCUUUGGCAGAAAUCAGAUGCUCUGGAAUUCCAGCAGAAGCUCACAGCUGAACAAAGAUGGCUUGGUGAUGCUGAAGUCACUAGUUGUUUAGACUGUCAAAAAGAAUUUGGCUGGAUGAAUCGCCGACAUCAUUGCAGAAUGUGUGGGCGCAUUUUCUGCUAUUACUGCUGCAACCAUUAUGCCGUUUCAAAGCAAACUGGAAAGAAAGAACGCUGUUGUCAAGCUUGUUUUAAAAAAGUGACUGCCAAUCCUGUUGAUUCUGAAUUAAACUUUACACCAGAAGAAUCACCAUCAUCAAGUCUGCUGGCCUCACCAUUGUCCCUGGUCCGCAAAAUUUUGGUUACAAACGAAACCUCUAAGUCUACAGAUGAUGCAGUAUUUGAUAUAAUAACAGAUGAAGAAGUGGGUCAAAUACAAGAAGAUGACUCUGUUCACAGCAAAAAUCAAACUGAAGACUCUUUGGAUCAUGAUGUUCCUGACUUAAACAGCACCUAUAGCUCCUCAACUGUUGAUGAAUCUGAUGAUUUGGAAAUGGCCCAAGAUGCGGAGAUCUGCUUGCUGAAGUCAGGAGAAUUGAUGCUAAAGCUACCUCUCACAGUGGAAGAGAUUUUAAAGUUUGGAGAAGGUACCAGAGAACUGUUUAUUAAGUCAGGUACUUACAGCAUUAUUCCAAUCACUGUAGACGAAACUGGCCUUACAAUAAGUUGGGUGUUUUCAUCAGACCCAAAGAGCAUAUCGUUCAGCGCAGUGUACAAGCAAUCAGAAGACACCUCUCUGGAUCAAUGCAAAGUUCUUAUUCCCAUGACUCGCUGCAAUUCUCAUAAGGAAACUAUCAGAGGGAAUGUAAAAAUCCGAAAUGCUGGAAUUUACAUACUUAUUUUUGACAACACUUUUUCUAGGUUUAUCUCAAAAAAAGUUUUUUUCCACCUAUCUGUUCAACGGCCAGUGAUUUAUGAUGGAAGUGAUUUUCCAUAGUUCUUCCUGUAUGAAAUAUCUUGCAAGAAACACUAUUAUUUUUGUAUGAGUGUGUUUGUGUGUGCGUGUCUGUGUGUACAUGUGUAUGUGUAUGUGUGUCUGUGUGUACGCAUAUAGACACACACACACAUAUAUAUGUGAAGCACCAAAAUCACAGAAGGAUAUAAAAUCCUCCAAGAUUUAUGCAAUAAUUCAGAAAUAUAUACUUAAAUAUAUGCAUGAAAAAAAGCAUAGCUUUUAUGAGAGCAAUAAUGAUUCUACACUGUGUGCCAGUUAUUCAAAAGCCAUUUUGUUUAUUAAACAGACAAAAUAGUUAUAUUCUGCUGCAUUUGAUACCAAAAAAUGCAUUUUAUUAAAAAGCUAAGAAUAGGAAAUAUAUUUUUCAAUUUAGAAGAUUUAACAUAUGUAUAACACUAAUUAUAGAUAGUUAUAUUGAGUCAGCAACAGACAGACAACUAGAAAAUCAGUUUUGCAUAAACAUUAAAACUGAUAAAUUGAAACUUCCUGACAGUGAGAACAAUUAAUCAGUGGAACAGCUUGCCUCCAGAAGCAGUAAAUGCUCCAACACUGGAAGUUUUUAAGAAGAGACUGGACAGCCAUUUGUCCGAAAUGGUGUAGGGUUUCCUGCCCGAGCAGGGGGUUGGACUAGAUGACCUCCAAGGUCCCUUCCAACUUUACUACUAUUACUAUUACUAUUACUAUUACUUCCCAGCUGAGUAAACUACAGUUUAGGAUCUGAGAAUCUGAAGGAGAGCCUUAAAUUUUCAGGUUUUAAACAGUUAUUACAGUUUUAUUAUUUGAUACAGUAUAUGAAAAUGUCCAUCAAUUUAGCCCUCCUGUAUACUUUAUAUCAUCCACAUUAAUGAAAAUGUGCUUUGUUUUUGCUUAUAUUCAUACUUUCCAUUUAAAGGGCUGUUCCCCACCCUAUCAUAUGCAUCUUGGCAUCACUUUUACCAUAUUCAAUUCUCAUACAGCCUUAUUCUUUGUUAGUAGUUGCCAAAAAGCAAAGUUUCCAGUAGACUUAAAAUAUCUAAAUCUAGCCCAGAACAUGGCAUUCUCCAAAUAUUUUGGGGCUACAAUUCCUUCUGGUUGUAUAAUAAUUGAUAAUUCUGGGAAAAGCAGUUCAACAUGCAAAAAAGGCAGUGUUUGGCAUCAAAAAGAUUGUCUAUAUCUCUCAAUUUUGCAAAAAACAAUGGGUGAUCAUUUAAUACAGUUGAUAUGUUGCCUAUGAUGCAGGAUUGCUGGCAAGAGUUAAAUUAAUUUGUGAUCUAGAAGUAGGCUUAUAUUGAUCCGUUAUGCCUGCAGAAACACGCAGUUUAUAAACCAACUACAAAUCCUGUUCAAAGAUUAGCAUGUUAUUUUACCCAUUCUCACAAAGGAGGGAACAAAUUGGGUCAAAUAGGCUGCAUACACCAACAUGUUGAUAUCAUGUUUAAAAUCUAGAUUCAAAGCUUUAAGUCCCCUGCAAGCCUGAUCAUGCUAUACAAUUACCAUGAAGUAAAAUAAAACAUCUGGUGCAAGCUACUCUUUUAUCUAAACAAGUUAUAGCCAUAUCAACAUGUUACACAGAUUUUGGUCCAGAAAAAAAAUCCUAAAAAAUAUAUUUACUUUUACAGUUUAUAUUAUUUUUUAUCAUAUGAGUGACAUGUUUGUGAAAGAUAAGCAAUAUAAAUGGAACUGUUACUGCUCAGACAUAGACUUUACAAGUUUUGAAUAUUUCCUCUUGAAGAUGCUGAACGCAGGCUUAAAGGAAAAUUUGAAACGAGCAGAAGAUGCACUUAGUUAAACAAUACUUUACUCCAGCCUUUUCCAAUUAAUGUUGAGUAUUUUAAAUUCCCAAUUCCCAGACACAACUUGGAUUUCCCUAUAUCUGCUGACUUUUUUUUUAAAUAGUAUUUAUGAUGGAGAACAAAGGUAGAUUUCUAGUUGGCAGAAAAGGUGCAAAACUAUGUAUGGCAUGGAUAAUACUAUAACAUACAGCUAUAUUUUAUCAUGCCAUCCUCUAGACCUUUUAUCUGGCGGAAACACCAUCAUGCUAGAAAUUAUUCUUUUUGCACUCUCUACAAAUUAGCUUGAACUUUUAAGUUUAACCAGCAACACUAGGAUAUGAGCAAUAGGGCUUAGCUGCUUGAUAUUAUAACAGAAUACUUGCAGGUCUGGUUAAUGGAUUUAUUAAUGCAGUGCAGAUACUUUGGUAAUGAUUUACAAUUCUCUCACUGCUUGUAUAAUCCCAAACAGACCUGUGAGUUGCCUGAUAUGGUUAAAAAAAUUGCUGGUAACUUAGACGCAAAAUGAUAAAUAUUGUGGAUUGACCAUUUCUUUGUUGAAUGUUAUUAUGUGUUAAAAGCAUAUUUUAUUUUGAGUUGAGUAGCAAUAAGGAUGUAAUGCUAAAAUCUGGGAUAUUCUUUGCCAUGGAUUGUGCAAUAUCAAAUGGAUUUUGUACUAAAAUCUCAUAAUAUAUUAAUAAUGGGUAUUCUAGUCUAUUUUACUGUAGAAAUUUAAUAGAAUACUUUUUUUCAAAAAUUGGUUUAUUUCAUAUAUAAAAGUAAUAUGAAAAGGAUGCUGUCAAAUACAGAAAAUGUAUUAUUUUAAAUAUAUAUUAUUGAUGAAGAUG